Molecule: messenger RNA, 4413 nt
Organism: Dimorphilus gyrociliatus
Lineage: Eukaryota; Metazoa; Annelida; Polychaeta; Dinophilidae
Source: the annotation of a GenBank genome assembly
AAUAAUAAAAAAAACUCUUAGCAGACGAUAUUUGGUAUAACCUUUUUUUUUCAUCGAAAGAAAAACAUGGCAUUUUCUCAAAUUUUAAGCAGGAAAUUGUCGACUUCUGUCGCUAAUUUUGCUAUUCGUAAUGUUACGGUCAUUGGCGGCGGCCUUAUGGGCUCUGGAAUUGCUCAAGUUGCGGCACAAUCAGGUUUUGAGGUGACUAUGGUCGACUUGAAUGAAGAUUUGUUAAAUGCAUCCAAAGGUCGCGUAGGAAAGUCAUUGGCUAGAGUUGCCAAAAAGAAGUACGGAGACAAUUCCGAUGAAGGAAAGAAAUACAUGGAAGAAACAAUGAAUAGAAUAAAAGCAUCUACUGAUCUUGUUCAGACUGCCAAAACAACUGACUUGGUUAUUGAAGCUAUUGUUGAAAAUUUGGAUAUAAAGCAGAAGCUAUUUAAAGAUUUAGAUUCGGCUGCACCAGAGUCAGCAAUUUUUACUAGCAAUACGUCAUCUCUACCUAUCGGCGACAUAGCUUCUUUAUGUAGCCAAAGUAGAUUAUCUAACUUUGGAGGUUUACAUUUCUUCAAUCCAGUUCCAGUUAUGAAACUUGUUGAAAUCGUCAGAAUUCCGCAAACCACUGAUGAAACUUAUCAAAAUUUAAAAUCGUUCACUGAUAAACUUGGAAAGGUAUCUGUGCAAGCUAAGGAUACUCCAGGCUUUAUUGUUAAUCGUUUGCUCGUUCCCUAUAUGGUUUCUGCCGUACGAAUGCUUGAAAGAGGUGAUGCUUCAGCAAAGGAUAUUGACAUUGCCAUGAAACUAGGUGCCGGAUAUCCAAUGGGACCAUUUGAAUUAGCUGAUUAUGUUGGUUUAGAUACAACCAAAUUUAUUUUGGACGGUUGGAGCAAAGCUUAUCCCGAUAUACAAGAGUUCGAACCAAGUGAAAUGGGAUCACCGGAUAUAGUAUGCGAUUCGAUGUUGCCCGGUCAUGGCGUCAACGCUCAACUGUCACCUUCUCCCUAUCAGUUUCAAAUUCGACCAAAUAACUAUAGAAAGGGAGAUAUAAUUACCGGUAAAAUUAUUACUGAGAGCGGUCCGGGAUUUAGAGGAUUUAUGGUUCAAGCUAGGCGGUAUGGCACUGGAGUGCGAGUGGGAAAGUUUGUCUUUGUUUUUAAUAAUGAGGGACACGGUAUGGUUUGCGGCGGAAAGAUAAAAACAUCUAUAACUCAAAAUGCGGCAAAUCUCAAGUCAACAAUACAAUUUGAAUGGUUUGCUGAAGAUAACUACGGAGAUAUAGAGUUUGUAAUGACAGCAGUACAAUCGUUAUCAAGGUUCUGGAUUAAUAUUAAAUCCCAUAAAAUAAGGAAUCUAGACCCUCCCUGUUCAGUUAAUUAUUGUAAUGGUGGCAUUUGCAUUGUCGAGGGAACAGAUUUUAGAUGUCAAUGUCCAACUAAUUUUUUCGGGAAGUUUUGUCAAAUAAGUAACACCGUAACAAGAUGCUCCGAUAAUCCAUGCGUUAGAGGAAGCUGUAGAGAUAUAACCGGUGGUUAUGAGUGCUUAUGUCCUUCUGGAUAUUCUGGAAGAAACUGUGAAAUAGGUAACGAUAUAAUAAGAUGCUCUAAUAAUCCUUGCGUUAGGGGAAGUUGUAGAGAUAUAACAGGUGGUUAUGAAUGCUUAUGUCCUUCUGGAUAUUCUGGAAGAAACUGUGAAAUAGAUAACAAUAUAAUAAGAUGCUCCAAUAAUCCUUGCGUCAGAGGAAGUUGUAGAGAUAUAUCUGGCGGUUAUGAAUGCUUAUGUCCUUCUGGAUAUUCUGGAAGAAACUGCGAAAUAGAUAACAAUAUAAUAAGAUGCUCCAAUAAUCCUUGCGUCAGAGGAAGUUGUAGAGAUAUAUCUGGCGGUUAUGAAUGCUUAUGUCCUUCUGGAUAUUCCGGAAGAAACUGUGAAAUAGAUAACAAUAUAAGAUGUUCCAAUAAUCCUUGCGUUAGGGGAAAUUGUAGAGAUAUAUCUGGUGGCUAUGAGUGCCUAUGUCCUGCUGGAUACGAGGGCAAAAAUUGCGGCCAACAAAUUAACUUUUGCUCAUCUUCUCCAUGUUUUAAUGACGGUACUUGUGAACCAAUUUUCAAUGGAUAUAGGUGUAAAUGUAAGACUGGUUGGACAGGUGAUAGGUGUAAUGACCAAUUCAAUCCAUGUAUUUCGUUCCCUUGUCGAUUUGGAGUUUGUAGACAAACAAAUGGUGGAUUUGCCUGUGAUUGUUUUCAAUAUUUUACGGGAACAUAUUGCGAAAUACCUACUAGAGUUUGUAACCCUAAUCCCUGUAUAUAUGGUACUUGCUCGCCCAAUGGAGACACAUUUAAAUGUUCUUGUUUCGAUCAAUGGACUGGAACAACCUGUAACAUAGCUUCCAAUCUCUGUUCUGAGAAUCCAUGUGAAAGAGGAGGAACCUGUAAACCUAUAGGAGAUAAUGAUUACGAAUGUACAUGCCCAUCAGGAUGGACUGGAAAGAACUGCAACUCACCAAUUACAUCAGCUUGUACUACUAAUCCAUGCAACAAAGGCAAAUGUAUACUAUUAAUUGUUGGCUAUAGGUGCGAAUGCCCCGAAGGAUAUAUUGGUCAACACUGUGAAAAAAUGGACGAAAUGUGUAAUCCGAAUCCAUGCAGUAACGGCUUCUGUGAAUUUGGCACGAAUUCUCAUAUUUGUACAUGUUUUAAUGGAUGGAUGGAAAGUGGUUGUAAAACAAUUGCUAAGGGAGCUUGUUUAGCUAACCCUUGUAUAAGAGGCUAUUGUACAGAAAGAGGUAAUGGAUACUCUUGUACAUGUCCAAAAGGAUUCGAAGGUCAGAAAUGCGAACUAGAAAUUAAUCAUUGCUCAACAAAUCCCUGCAAGUUUGGUACUUGUGAUAGAUCAUUCGAUAGUUACCAUUGUUCCUGUAAUGCGGGAUAUAUGGGGUCGAAAUGCGAUAUUCGUGCAUCGGGAUCUUGUACUACUAAUCCUUGCACUAGAGGAUACUGUUCUUUAACGGAAUCACAAUACGUAUGUAACUGUCCAGCGGGUCUAAAAGGAGAUAGUUGUCAAAUAGCCGAUCAUCCUUGCUCAGUUAAUACUUGUGUUAAUGGUAGAUGCCAAAAAUACGGAGCUAGUUACAAGUGUAUAUGUUAUCAAGGUUGGACAGGAUCAAGGUGUAGUAUCGAUCUAGCUAGUGGCUGUAAAUCUAAUCCUUGUACAAGAGGUAAUUGUUUGGCGACUAUUGAAGGUUAUCAAUGUAACUGCCCAGCUGGUUUUGAAGGAAAGAAUUGUAAUAUAGUCAGUAAUCCAUGUGCAUCUAAUCCAUGUGUUAAUGGAGAUUGUAGUAUUGAAAAUAGUUCUUAUAAAUGCACUUGCUGGACUGGUUAUGACGGAAAGCGUUGCGAUACUGUUGCAUCAACUGCCUGUUCGAAUAAACCGUGUGUACAAGGGACUUGUACAGUUGUAGGAAAUAGCUUUAGAUGCGAUUGUUUUACUGGAUAUGAGGGAAUCUAUUGCAAUCAGAGAAAGGAACCUUGUAAAAGUAAUCCAUGUGUUAAUGGAGAGUGUCAAAAUGUAAAUGAUGGUUUUAGAUGUGUUUGUCCAUCUCGUUGGACUGGAUCUAGAUGUGAUUCUGUAAUUUCACCAUGUGUAUCCAAUCCGUGCGUAAACGGACAGUGUAGAAUUAACGGAGAUGCGUACUCUUGUACAUGUAAUGAUGGUUGGACUGGUAUCAGAUGUAAUGAAGAAAUAAACUUAUGUGCUGCAAGACCAUGCCUAAAUGGAGAAUGCGUUCAAAGUGGACAAGCUUUUACAUGUAAUUGCAAUGAUGGAUGGGAAGGGAAUGUAUGCGAUAGAAGAAAACAAGAUGCUUGUACUGCUAAACCUUGUCAAAGGGAUGUGAAACCUACAACGCCUGCUAUUCCAGUCCAUGCAAAAACAACGGAGAAUGUAUACGAAAUGGUCAAAGUUUUAGCUGCAAAUGCACAAAUCAGUGGACGGGAUCAACCUAAACGCAAUUCUUUUCCUAUAGCUUCAAGUGAUCCAUGCCUUAAUCAUCGAUGUAACAAUGAUGGAGGAGUUUGUCAAAAAGUAUCGGAAACGGAUUAUUAUUGCAAGUGUCAUGUGUUGUAUACGGGACAAUUCUGCGAACAGAAAAUAGACCUAUGUCAACGAGUUACUCUGGAUUGUCAAAACGGAAUUUGCGAAACGAUAAGUUUCAGUCCAGAGAGAGCUGAAAUCCGCUGCCGAUGUUUUGAUGGAUGGUUCCAUAAAAAUCAAUCUAGUAAAUGUGAUACGACAAACCCAUGCGAAGCAUUUCCUGCAGGUCAGCCGUGCGGACAAAAUGGGAAAUGUGUACCACACGACAGGUCCGUUAGUUGCGAAUGCUCUUCAGGUUAUACCGGACAAUUUUGCGAUCGAUUACUUUGA